UGACCGUUAAAACACUACCCCGGUCCCCAACAAAACCCUUCUUCAAUCUUCCCCUUUCAUUUCUCAAAUCCUUAACUUCAGACAACAUCUCUGUGUCUUCAUUUCUCUCAAAAAUGGCUCCCAAAAAACAACCUCUUCAACCAACCACCGCCAUGAACAUUCAACCUCUUCUUUCCGAUAAUCCCCCAUUAAAAACCAACGGAAAAACAGUCGAAGAAAUGUACCAGAAAAAAACCCAGCUAGAACACAUCCUUCUUCGACCCGAUACUUAUAUCGGAUCCAUUGAAAAACAUGAACAAUCUCUCUGGAUUUAUACUCCUUCGGGCGAAAUGAGUUACCAAAAUGUCAGCUAUGUUCCUGGUCUUUACAAAAUUUUUGAUGAAAUCCUUGUUAAUGCUGCUGAUAACAAGCAGAGAGAUCCAAAGAUGGAUAGAGUUGAAGUGGUGAUUGAUCAGGAAAAGAAUCUGAUUAGUGUUUAUAAUACUGGAGAUGGUAUACCUGUUGAAAUGCAUAAAGAAGAAGGCGUUUAUGUGCCGGAAUUGAUAUUUGGACAUUUGUUAACCAGCAGUAAUUAUAAUGAUAAUGAGAAGAAAACUACGGGUGGUCGAAAUGGUUAUGGUGCUAAGCUUACCAAUAUUUUCUCUACAGAGUUUGUAAUUGAGACUGCGGACGGGAAACGCCAAUUGAAAUAUAAACAGGUCUUCCAAAACAAUAUGUCGUACAAGGGGGAUCCUGUUACUCAAAAGUGCAAAUCCAGUGAGAAUUGGACCAAAGUGACAUUUAAGCCAGAUUUGGCAAAGUUCCAAAUGACACAUCUUGAAGAUGAUGUAGUUGCCUUGAUGAAGAAAAGAGUGGUUGAUCUGGCAGGAUGCUUGGCUGCGUGUCCUGGGAAGAAAGUUAAAGUGCUUUUGAACGGCCAAGAGAUUGAAGUGAAGUCAUUUCAUGAAUAUGCUCAGCUGUACUUGAAUUCUGCAAAUAAGAAUAAAGAUUUUCCUUUACCGAGGAUUGAUAAUAACAAUAAAGAGGAUUUGAAUCCGAGGUGGCAGAUCUCGAUCAGUGUCAGUGAUGGGCAGUUCCAACAGGUUAGCUUUGUGAACAACAUAAACACAAUCAAAGGUGGAACUCAUGUGGACUACAUAACAGCCCAGAUUACUAAGUGUGUGAUUGAAGCUGCUAAGAAGAAAAAUAAAAAAGUGAACCUUAAGCCACAUGUCGUGAAGAACUAUUUAUGGAUCUUUGUCAAUGCUCUAAUUGACAAUCCAGCAUUUGAUUCUCAAACUAAGGAAACCUUAACUACUCGGGUAAACAGUUUUGGGACGACAUGUGAUCUGUCGGAAAAGUUAUUGAGGAAAGUGGUUAAUGAAUCCGGUGUAGUGGAAAGCCUGCUCUCAUGGGCAGAUUUUAAGGAGCAAAAAGAUAUGAAAAAAACUGAUGGAUCAAAGACUAAAAGGUUACAUGAUGUGCCAAAGCUAGAAGAUGCCAAUGAAGCUGGAGGCAGCAGGUCUCAUGAAUGCACUUUGAUUCUCACUGAAGGAGAUUCAGCAAAAGCACUAGCAAUGGCCGGUCUUUCUGUGGUAGGCCGAAGCUACUAUGGGGUGUUUCCUCUGCGAGGAAAAUUGCUGAACGUAAGGGAAGCAAGUGCUAAACAAAUCACAGAAAAUGCAGAGAUAAAUUAUCUCAAAAAGAUUCUGGGGCUCAAACAGGGAGAAAAGUAUGACAAGGAAAACAGCGUAAAGAUGCUGCGGUACGGUCAUCUGAUGAUUAUGGCUGAUCAGGAUCAUGAUGGGUCUCACAUAAAGGGGCUGGUAAUCAACUUCAUUCAUACAUUCUGGCCUUCCUUGCUGAAAAACCCCUCCUUUAUGCUUGAAUUUAUAACACCUAUUGUGAAGGCAAGUCGUGGCGAAGGGACAAAGAAGGAGGUACUAUCUUUUUACACCAUGCCUGAGUAUGAAGAAUGGGCUAAACAAGAGGGAAGUAAUUUGAAAAAAAAGUGGCAAGUCAAGUACUAUAAGGGGCUGGGAACUAGUGAUUCAAAUGAAGGAAAGGAGUACUUCUCAAAUCUUGCAAAGCAUCGAAAGAUAUUCACUUGGAAGGAUGACAAUGAUGGUUGUGCUAUAGAGCUUGCAUUUAGUAAGAAAAAGAUUGAAGCCAGGAAGGAUUGGCUUCGUGAAGAUGAGGUUGGGAAUUUUCUUGAUCAUAAAGAAGAAAUAAUAAGAUACAGUGAUUUUGUACACAAGGAGUUGAAAUUAUUUUCUAGGGCAGACCUUCAAAGAUCAAUUCCAUGCAUGGUUGAUGGGCUAAAGCCCACCCAGAGAAAAGUUCUUUUUGCUGCUUUUAAGAGAAACUUGGUAAAAGAGAUCAAAGUUGCUCAGUUCAGUGGUUACGUCUCUGAGAAAUCUGCUUACCAUCAUGGUGAAGCCAGCAUACAGAGUACAAUUAUUGGCAUGGCACAAAAUUUUCUGGGUGCAAAUAACAUCAAUUUUCUAAAGCCAAAAGGACAGUUUGGCACACGCAAUCUGGGAGGAAAGGAUGCUGCCAGUGCCAGAUACAUACACACAAUGCUCAAUAAAAUCACACGAUUUCUUUUUCCUAAGGAAGAUGACGUGCUGCUUAAUUACUUGAAGGAAGAUGGCUUAACAAUUGAACCUUUUUGGUACAUGCCCAUUAUUCCCACCGUCCUUGUCAAUGGAUCCGAAGGAAUUGGAACUGGUUGGAGUACAUUCAUUCCAAAUUACAAUCCAAGAGACAUUAUUGCAAAUAUCAGGCGAUUGUUGAAUGGUGAGGCUAUGGUGCCCAUGGAUCCGUGGUACCAUAAAUUCAAUGGAACCAUACAGAGAACUGCUAGGAAAGACACUGGAAUCACUUAUACCGUUAGUGGAACUAUUGAGAUAGUGAAUGAAGAGAGCGCAAUUGAAGCUAGUGAAGGUGAAGAUGUAAUUCUUAGAAUCACUGAACUGCCAGUUCGGAAAUGGACUCAAGAUUAUAAGGAAUUUUUAAGCUCGCUUGCCACCAAUGCGAAUGAUAAGAGCAAGGAACCUUUCAUUAAGGAUUAUUUUGAUCAUAGUACUGAUGAUACUGCUUGUUUUGAGGUUAUAUUGAGCAAGAAGAACUAUAACCUAGCCAAGCAAGAGGGUUUGAUGAAAAAGUUCAAGCUCACAAAUAAUCUCAGCACUAGUAACAUGCACCUGUUUGACAAGGAUAAUAAAAUUGUCAAAUAUGAAUCCCCUGAACAGAUUCUGGAGUCAUUUUUUCAACUGAGGUUAGGAUAUUAUACUAAAAGAAAGGAAGCAUACUUAAAGAUAUAUGAUGCUGAAAAGGUGAAAUUGGAUAACCAAGUCAGGUUCAUCCUUGCAGUAGUUGAAGAUGAAAUCGUGGUGAAGAAAAAAAAUAAGGGUGACUUGGUUAAUGAGUUGAGGGAAAAAGGAUUUGUUCCUAUUCCAAAGAACAAAGUUUUUGAGCACCGUGAAGACAGUGAUGAGACAGAAUCCCCGGAGGAACAUGAGGAUGGAAGUGGGAAUUUUGUGCGAGACCUUAAAAGUGACUUUGAUUAUCUUCUACAAUUGACAAUUGAUUGCUUGACAAAUGAAAAAGUGGAUGAACUUAUUGCCGAUAGGGAUAAAGUCGUUGAAAAAAUUGAGUUGUUGAAAAGGGAGACUGAAAUGUCUUUGUGGGCAAAAGAUCUUGAUGCUCUUGAGAAGGCUCUUGAGGAGAAAGAGAAGACAGAAGAGGAAGAGGCCAAAGAGGCACUUAAGAAGGUGAAAGCUUCCGCCCAAAAAGGGAGAAAUCCACGCAAGGUUGUGAGGAAUGUGACCAAAGCCAAAUCAGUAAGAGAAACAGUCAGUUCGUCAAAUACGACAGUCAUCAGGGACACCGGAUUUUGUUCAGAACAAGUAAAAGGAAAUGGCAGGGCGGGUCCAAAGAAGGCUCCUGUUAAGAAGCAGGUAAAGCCCGCUGUUGUGAAAGAGGUGGAAGAGGAGGAAAUACCUUCUCUACAACAACGGCUUGCUGCCUACCACCUAGAUUCCUCUCCUGAAAAAUCUGAUGGUAUGGAAACUGAUGCACCUGCAGCAAAGGUAGUACGAAAAAGGCCAGAAGCCAAGAAGCCAAUUGCUGUAAUUGAGGAUAUAUCAGAUGAUGAUGACAGCUUUGAGCCCGAAAUUUCAAAACCAGCAAAGAAAGGACGGGGUAGACCUGCAAAACACAAGGUGAUACCGAAGGCAGCAACGACUUCAGAUACGACAGACAUAUCACCUGAGAAGAAGGUGAGACGGAUGAGGGAGUCUCCCUUCAAUAAGAAAAGUGGGUCAGUGAUGAACACAGGAGAACUCGACACUUCUUCUGGAAAAAGCAGCAUAGGGAGUGUUGGUAUCUCUGCUUUAUCUUUGGAUAGUAUCGAUGAAGAAGUAGUGCCGGCAAGGGCUCGACCACAACGAGCUAACAGGAGGCAGGCAGCAUAUGUUCUGAGUGAUUCUGACAGUGAUGAUGUUCAACAGCUAUCAUCUGAUAAUUUUUCUGAGGCUGAUGACGAUGGUGAUGACGAUUCAGAUUUUGAAUAGAUUUCCGGAGAGUGGAGAACAAGUGAAAGACGAAUGGAAGUGAUUUUUCCAAUGUCGAAGAAGAUUCUAGAGAAUAUAUGCGUGUGUUCAAAAGAAUAAUUUGGACUUUUACCAAUGUUGGAGACAGUUGGGAGUCAGACUUUGGGUGUUAGACCUGGAGCCAUGGUUCACAAAUGCGGUAAUGGUCAUUGUUGCGGAAAAAGAAUUGUGAGGUUGUAGGGUCAACUCGGAAAAUAGAGAAAUCCAGGACGAAAUAUUAUUUAUAGGCUCUAGUUACUAAAUAUACUAUUAUAGAUUAUUAAUUAUUAAAUAUUAAAGUGUUAUUUUUCUAAUUUUUUAGAUGCGUCU
This is a messenger RNA of Amaranthus tricolor (Joseph's coat), 4904 nucleotides long. Its product is annotated as DNA topoisomerase 2. The transcript has 20 exons. The record is from RefSeq and is a predicted model, not a curated record. Bases 114 to 4556 code for a protein of 1480 amino acids. Gene Ontology annotation, molecular function: DNA topoisomerase type II (double strand cut, ATP-hydrolyzing) activity; DNA binding; ATP binding. Gene Ontology annotation, cellular component: nucleus. Gene Ontology annotation, biological process: sister chromatid segregation; DNA topological change; resolution of meiotic recombination intermediates. Lineage: Eukaryota; Viridiplantae; Streptophyta; Magnoliopsida; Caryophyllales; Amaranthaceae.